This is a messenger RNA of Pleurotus ostreatus (oyster mushroom), 966 nucleotides long. RefSeq lists its product as uncharacterized. The coding region runs from base 1 to 966 and encodes 321 amino acids. NCBI's taxonomy places the organism in Eukaryota, Fungi, Basidiomycota, Agaricomycetes, Agaricales, Pleurotaceae. The record is from RefSeq and is a predicted model, not a curated record. The transcript has a single exon.
AUGGCUAUAUCUCAGCAGACCGCCUCAUCAGGAAACCACAACCCCUCAGCACAAAUCGUUGCUCAUCAAAAUCAGUAUCGCCAGAGUAAUAGGGCCCAUGGACAAGCACCUUGCCUGCCGCAACCCGGCCGAGCCAGUGGUUCUCAGUCUACCUUUGUGCAGCCCGCCCGAAACAUAUUUCGUGCAAGUCCUGGGACCACCGGCAAAUACCACCCAUAUCUUCCUACGCAGAGAAACCCGGUGGAUCUGCCCCAGGCUCUACCGCCGACUUAUCGAAAAGCCACUGGACAUGGCUCGCGUUACAGAACUGACAUGCCACCGCCGUCCGAGGUUCCUACUAAUCGGCGGAUGGCACCACCGCCUCGAGGAGCUACUGGAAUUGUGGAUGGGUUUGCACCUGGUCGUCGGGAUGGAUCCUCCGAUUUCUUCUGGAUGCCUGGCUCGCACACCCAAUCUCCUCGGAAAUCAGCGAUAACGACACAUUACAACUUGACGAGGAGCGCAACCACCAACGACACCCGGAAAAUCGACGUACCAAAGCAAUUUACGCCACGCUCAACACGCCCGAACCAGAUGAUCAAAAAACCAGUUACUCAGUUAGCGCACGAUCUCGCGCCAAAGUCCCCCGACGUAUACCCCAAGUACGAGGUGAAAGACGAGGAGGCGAUGGCCACAUCUCUCCCAAAAUUCAUGAAGAAGUACGCCCCACCGUUCGAUCGCGACGUGAACAACGCACCGGCUCUACUAGUGGACGAGCCCUACUUACAGGACAAGUUCCCGUAUCCUUGCAAAGACGUGGAUGCGCAGACGAGGCACGCGUGUUUAAUCGGCUAUCCCAUCAGACAGACAAGCCGCAUCGUCGCCCCCGAUUCUAUCCUCCACCAAUUGACUCGCGGGCCCGAAUGGAACGACCCGAUGAUUUCUCUAUUUGUCCCCGUUCGCAUCCCCACACCCACCCUACCGUGA